CCCCUUCCUCCCGCGCCUUGAACCCUGUCCGCUGGCCAGUGAUGCUUGUGUUGUGUGGCGCCGCUGGGUAAGCUCCCCCCUGUUUAUCGAGAGUCUACUUCGUCUCCCACAGCUCGGCCCAAUCGUGCCCUCCUAGGUUUCUCGUGGUUCAAGGCGCAUCUCGUCAUUCUAGGUCCCUUAUUUCCUAACUCUAUCCUUCUUCAAGCCGAGACAAGAAACUUGCUGCUCCCUUGUCCAUGCCAUCAAUUGAACUUUCCUCUAUUGUUUACGCCAUAACAAUCGUCUCACAGGCGACGAGAUACCAUUCUGCACUUGCUUUUGUAUCUUGCGAUACCCGCUUGAGAAACUCGAACUUCUGCAUCCAGUUUGGGCAGCGAAUAUCAACAGAAUCCCCGAGAAACCCCCAGCAAGACAAGAAAACCGAAGCUCAUUCUUGUGCCAAAGGCCAUCGUCCCCGUGCGCCACAGACAAUAUCAGACCAUCUACCCUGAUUAGCAUUGAUCACCUGCUACGAGGCAAGGAACCCCCCAACCAACGGGUCCCGGAAGCAUGAAUUCGGAAGAGCCAGUCGAUUACUGCCCUUACCGGCAGAACCUUGACUGGAGCCAUGUCCAAACCCAAGACUUCUCCAACGUGAAAUACUUCCAAGCCUCGGAUUCCGAGUUGGAAAAUGACGGCGACGUAUACGCGAAUGGCGUGACGUAUUCUUCACAACCGGCCCAGACCAGCGGCAAGAAGAGCAAGAAGAAGACCAAAAAAGACAAGAAGGCAGCACAAUACACAUACGACGAACCGCCAUUUGCUCCCCCCGAUAUCCCCGCGCCAGAACCGUCUCAAGAUACCGGCGUCGCCGAAGACGAGUGGCCAACGGCACCACCCCCUAAGAAGGACAAGAAGAAGAAAAAGAAGAGCAAGAAGGAAGAGACGGCUGCUGCCUCUCCUCCGCCCCCUCCACCCCUUCUGCCCGCAGAACCAGAGUCCGAACCCGAACUUGAGCCCGAGCUCGAGCCUGAGCCUACUAAGAAGGAAGAGACCGUUGUAGAGGAGAAGCCGACAGCUCCAGUCAAGGCGAAAGAGUCUUCGAAAAAGGACAAAAAGGACAAGAAAAAGGACAAGAAAAAGAAGAAAGACAAGAGUGGUAAAGGCAACGAGGCGGAGCCGGUCAAAAGCUCAAAAUCGAUACAGUCGCCGUCACCGCCGCUGGCCGAGGAGUUGAAGCUACCAAAGAUGGAAGAACCGGCGGCACCGCCCCCAGAGGCGGUCGUGCUGGACACCAAGGACGAUAGUCUUUCUGUCGAGCCCCCGGCCGAGUCAGCCCCAGCCGCUGACAGGGGUUUUAACAAGCCCAGCGACGAAAAGAAGCAGGAGGCGGACGCGCUGACUGCCGCCGCCGGAGCUGUUGCGGCCGUGAGCGUGGCGGCAACGGCAGCUGCGUUGGCCAACGCCGACAAAGAUGCUGUUGAAACGCCCGCCGAUGCACCGAGUGACGAAACAGAAGACUCUCCCCCGGGUGAUGCCUUGGAUUCCCCCUUCGACCAACCGGACACAACCCCCGAGGCAGCAGAACCCGAGCCCAAGGCUUCUGUUGAACAAAUCCCUGAAGAAGAAUCGACUCCUGAAGCAGGAGUAGAAAAAGAUGCUGCCGAGGCUCAACCGAGCGACAUAACGGUAACUGAGCCUGAUCCCAAAGCCUCGGCGGACGGGCGGGCUGAACAGCCUGCGGAUGAAGAGUCAGAAGAUUCAACACCAGCCGAGCCAACUUCGGACAUCAAGCCCGAAGAACCCGCACCCGCAUCGGAAGCAGAUGCGUCGCCGGAACUUUUGACAGAAGCUCCUCCUGGCGAAAUCCUGGAUGACUCCGCGUCCGCAGAGGCAGCUUCUGAUGUUCUUGUCGAGGCCAAGGAUGGAGUUCCGGCUUCCUCCGAAGAGCCGACACCGAUCGAGUCUGCCGUCGUUGAACCUACGCCUGUCGCAGAGCCCCCGAUCGAUACCUCGACAGAAUCCAAGCCAGAAAAGUUCGAAGAGUCUGCAUCCGCCGAGGGGGGACCCGGCCAGGCACCGGAUGACACUCCUGCCGAAGCCAAGCCUGACGACGCCGCGACAGCUGAAACUCAACCGGAUGAUCCUGUACCUUCAGAAGAGCAAAUAACAGCUGAAGCCCCUGUAAACGCCAAGCCAGAAGACGAUGCUUCCGCCGAGAAGCUGGUUGCCGAGAUUGUAGUUGAGACGGCGGACGAAGAUGUUGCGCCUGUAUCAACGGAAGCGGAGACCUCGGCUGAAAUUGCGCCCGCUGAGCCGGCUGCCGAGGCUCCGUAUGAUGCCAAGCCGGAUGAAUCCGCUAUCACCGACGAGCCCACGAAAGAUACCGCCGCCGACACCCCCGUCGAGAUCAAUGCAGGAGAUGCUGCAGCGUCAGAAGAUCUUAUGGACGAUGUUCCUUCUAAUGCUCCAGCCGAUGCUCCUGCCGAUACUUCUACUUCUGUGGAUUCUGAACCUCCAGCUCUUGAGAAAGCAUCAGUCGAGACAGUCUCUGAAGCCACCGCACCUGAAGAGCCUGUGGUUGUGAAGGCAACUGAAGCUGGAGCGAGUGAUACUCCUCUUGCAGAGACGCCACCGCCGGAGACUCCCACUGAGGUCAAUGUUGAAGAAGUGGCUUCAGCCGAAGCUGAAUCCUCGAUCGAGUCUCCUGAAGACGUGAAGUCCGACGGGACAGCGUCGGCGGAGAUCUCAUCCGGCGAGCUGGUUUCGACCGCCGCAACAUCAGCUGCAUCAGAGGCUGCACUUGAAGCCACCGAGGAGGGGGCAGCCGAUCCUAAGCCGGCAGAAGCCACAGUAUCUAUUGUAGAAGACACUCCAGUUGCUGUCGCUAUCGUGGAUUCGGCGCCAGGAGAAGCUGAGGCGACAGAAGCCGUAGUCGAAGAUCCAGCUACAGAAGGCGACGUUACUCCUGUCGACGAGGCAAAAGCGGAGGACACUCCCAAGGACGAUGCUCCUGGGCUGACAACCUCUGAGCCAGAUGUGUCAGCCCCUGCUAAGAAGCAGUCAGAGGUGUCUGCAGACAAUGAUAUGGAGCCUGAAGUGCCAUCAGCAGCUGAACCAGAGGCUUCUCCUGCAACAUUAGGAGAGCCACCCAUAGUUGAUCCUGCUGCCGAGCCACCCGUCGAGACUGACACUCCUGCCGAGGAUACCGCUUCCACGGGCUUUGUUGAGUCAAACGAGGACGACACUGCUUCAGUCAAAAAUAUCGAAGCGGAAACCGAAGUAGAUGUUCCCGAGGCAGUCGUCGACAAAGUCAAGCCUGAAGAUUCCGCCGCUGUCUCAGAGCCAGUAGCACCAGAAGCUGCAGCCCCUACAACAGAUGCGGAAACGCCAACUCCCCAUGAUGCUGACGAAAAGAACGAAGAGUCCGCUACCGUUGCUGAACCCGCUGACGGACUUGAUACCGCAAUGACCGCGGAGACUCCGCCGGCUAGUGAGCCAGCCAAGUCAGAGGACAUUCCCACUGCCAGCGAAGCAAAUGAGACACUUGUUGGAGCAGCCCCUGAACUUGAAGAUGUCACUAAAGCCUCACCUCAAGUUGAAGAGACCGACGAGCAGGAGCCUGUUGAGGAAAUCGAGCCCGAGACUGAAGCGGAGGCUCCCAACGAGUCUGAAGCCGGGCCUCCCGCGCCAGUUACAGCCGAAGCUGAGAUCGACGCUCCCAAGGCCGCAGAAACAGAGUCACCGCCAGCAGCCGCCGCCGCCGCCGACGACGACGAUACUCCUGAGCCAGCAGAUCCCGAUGUUGCCAAGACCAAUGUUUCAGAGUCCAAGGAGGAGCCUAUCGUCCCACAAGAACAGGAAACACCACCUGCGGCUGAGGUCGAACCGGAUGUAGUCAAGGCAGAAGGCUCCCAAGCGACCAAAGAAGAGCCAGAUGUUCCCAAGGAGGCCGAGACUGAAGCCACAGAAGAUGCUGUUCCCGAAUCAGACACUGCUCCAGCUGAUGAUGUCUCGCCCGAGCCCGUACAGGCUUCUGCCCCCGAAGCUGCGAACGAAGCCGAGUCUGUAGUUGCUGUAGAUGUUGACGCCAAAGGAUUGCCUGCAACGGAGCCCGCGGUGGAGGUCCAAGAUUUCGAAAAGACGGCACCAGAGAGUCAAAUUGAGGCCCCUAAAGAAGAUGAGGCCGAUGCCGAGGCUGUGACCGAAGUCGAAGCAGAUGCUCCUCAGGUGUUUGAAGCUGAGCCCGCUGCCGAGCCUGCUGCUGAGCCCGCUGCCGAGCCUGCUGUCGAGCCUACCGCUGAGCUCGCCGCCGAGCCUGCUGCUGAGCCUGCUGUCAAGCCUACCGCUGAGCUCGCCGCCGAGCCUGCCGCCGAACCUGCAGCUGAACCUGCCGCUGCGGAGCCAGACCCCGGAGCCAUUCCAGAUGUAGGGGCCGAAACGACUAAGGACGAGUCCGAUGCACCAAAGGAGGCCGAGACUGAAUCCUCUGCACCGGAAGGAACCACAGCCCCGGAGCCUGAUUUCGUAGAAUCGUCUGCAGAUUCAGUUGUCGCAGACGAUAUGGUUAUCUCAACAGAAGAAACAGCAACUGAACUCGAAAAGACACCCGAAGAAGCCAAUGUCGAAGAGUCAACCCCUGAUCCGGCCACAGAGGAGUCCAGUACCGCCGCCGACGAAGAAGCCAAAGAUGAGCCAGAAGCGGAUGGGGAAACCCUUACUUCAGCACCCACAGAUAUAACUGAACCUGAUGCGAGUCCCGAUGAGGUUAAAGCUGAAGUUGCCGAGACCGAUGUCAUUGCCGAGCCACAGGAAUCUGCCACAACUGCCGACGAAGCCAAAGAGCUCGAGAAGGAAGCCGCCGCCGAGACCCCCGCACCCGAGACUGCUUUCGCCCCCGAGGACAUGAAGACCUCCGAUCCCGAGCCAGAAUCAGAGGUUGCCUUUGAGACCAAAGAAAAAGAAUCAGAGCCAGUCACCGUAGCUCUGGACCCAAAGCCUGAGCCCGCCGCAGGAACGGUCACCGAACCGACACCAGAACCCAGGGACGCUGAGCCUAAUGCGGAUCCUGGCCUGGAAGCCAACGACCCCGAGCCAGAACCAGCAUCUGACGGGCAACCCACGGAGCAAUUGACUGAGUCAAAGGCGGAGCCCGAACCCCCGGCUGAGAACCCUGCUCCUGUUACGGAGGAACCUGAGGCGAAGGCUGAAGAUCCUGAAGCAGAGCCAGCUUCAACUGCAGAGGCUAUCGACACGGUUCUCGUGGCCGAUGCCAAGGAUACAGAACCGGAACCAGAGACAGAAGCUGCCUCGGAUUCCAAAGAGCCCGAGACUGAGGUUCAGGCUGAGGCCGAGGCCGAAGCUAACGACCCUGAGCCGGAGCCUGAAGCAUCAGGAACUGUUCCUGACGCCGAAGCUGCUGUGGAAGCUCAAGAGCCUAUGGCAGAGGCCACGACUGAAGCUGAGGCCAAUGAGCCUGAGCCUGAACCACCAGCAGAUGCUCACGAAGCCGCAGCCGAGUUGCCUGAAGUGGUUCCCAUUAUUAAAGAGGCCAAAGAACUCGAGACUGAUUCAAUCCCCGAGUCGACGGAACCUGAACCUCAAGCUGCUCCUGAGACGAAGGAGGUCGAGCCUGCUCCUGAAGCCGAAGACUCUGGGCCCACUCCGGAGUCUAAAGAUCCUGAGCCUGAGACCGAAGCGCUCGAGAAGGCAGAUACGAAGGAACCAGAGACUGAGCCAGAGGCGACGGCAGAGGAGACAAAGACUGCUGAGGCAGAGUUGAACGCGGAGCCCAAUGACCCGAAACCUGCUGCCGAGGUCGAAACAGCUCCGGAGAAGGAACCCGAGCCUGAAGCUGAGGCAUCUCCUGAAACAGGCACUCAAGAAUCUGAACCAGAAUCUACACCAGCGGCAGACGCGGUCGAGCCUGCUGCUGCUGAGGCGAGGGAUCCCGAGCCUGAGGUUGAGGCACCUCCUGCAACAGUUGUCAAAGAAUCUGAACCAGAACCUACACCAGCGGUAGAGACGGUCGAAACUCAAGACCCUGAACCUGCCUCUGAAACUGCUAUCGAAGAGGAAGCCAUGGAGAUGGGGCCGGAGGCAGUUUCUGCUGAGGAAGUUUCUCAACUAAACUCCGAGGGGCUCAUUGCGGAAGCCGAUAUAGCUCCUGAAGCCAACGAUGCCGCUCCCGAGCCCGAGGCUGCCCCCGACGCUGCCCCCGACGCAGAGACCAAAGAAUCGGAGCCCCCUUCUUCAGAUGUUGACAUGGUUGAAGAUACUCCCAACACUGAAACCCUAGAGGCAGAAGCCCUGGCACCUAACGAAGACGACAAAGAGUUAGUGUGUGCUCCCGAGGAAGCCAUCGCAGAUGAAUCCAAAGAUUCAGAGCCUCUGACCGAAACUUCCGACGAGCCAAAGGAAGCUAAUGCCGAAUCCGCCCCUCAUGUUGUUCCUGAAGAGACCGUUCCCGAGGCUGCGGAAGCACUAGUUGAUUCUCCUGCUUCAGUUGCGAUGGCAGAACCCGUCCUGGAAGCCAAAGAGCUGGAGCCAGAGCCGGAGGCUGAGCCGGAGGCUGAGCCGGAGGCUGAGCCAACUGCCGAAGAUACCAAGGAAGCAGAGCUUUCUGAAGGAGUUGCGGAGGCGGAAGAAGCUGCUGUAGUUGAGGAGACUUCGACACUAGAGCCUCCAUCUGCCGAGGAUUCAGCACCCACCGACCCAGCAUCUGCUGAGCCAGAACCUACUGUCGCCCCUGAAGCUCCCACAGAUCCAACACCCACUGAUCCAGAAGCUUCCACUGAGCCAGAAGUGCCUGCUGUCCAGUCUGAAGCCCCAGUUGAGCCUCAACCACCGGCUGAGGCAGCGGCACCCGCAACGGAAGGGGAGCAAACAAGAUCCCUUGAUAUCGAUGAGAGCAAGGACACGGUAGGACCAAUUGCCUCUGAUGCGAGAGGUGCAGAGAAAUCAGGUGAGAACUCCCUUCCUUCCCCUAAUUCCGAAUACCCGGAUGGAGAUAUACGGGAGGGACAGGGUGGCCAAGACCCUGAAGUUCCGUACGAAAACGACCAUGUCGACUGCCCGGAGUCGGAGACCCCAGCCCUCGCCGCGAACGACACACCAGAUCCGGAUUCCGAGGACCCUGCCGAAGGAGUUGAGGCGGCGCCGGUUCCCAUUGAUUCUGCCAAAGAGGAUCCUCUCUCCGAUCCGCACGCAGCAGAGGAAGAUCCAACCCCUGCUGCUGUUGAAGAACCUGCCGCCGUCGAAGAUCUCGUCAUCGAGGAGUCUACUGCCGAAGAGCCUACUGCCGAAGAUCCAACUGCCGAAGAGCCAACUGCUGAAGCGACUGAAGAGCAAGCGGUCGAAGAAGCUCCUAUCGAAGAAUCUGUCAAAGAGACUGUUACUGAGGAUCCUGUCAUCGAGGCGCCAGCUGAACCGACUGUUGAGGAGGCAUCGCCUUCUGUUGAUGACGGAUCACCAUCCCCUGAAGUGUCCCAGCCCGAUGAACCGGAGGCGCCAUCCCAUGACACCACAGAAGCUGCUAUGGAGGAUAUACCGGUUGAAGCAUCUUGCAUUGGCACGGCAGCUGAGGAGCUCAUUUCCGACGACAACGCGCAAGAUGAAGUCAACGACUCAACUUCUGAAGAGCCUCAAGCAGAGUCGUCGCUGGAUGAGGAAUCUGUACCGGCAGAUACUUCACUAGAAGGACCAUCACCAGCAGAAGAUGAAGCGACAAAGGAAGCAGUAUUCGAAGAUCCCUCCGCAGUAGAAGCUCAAACCUCAGAGCCCGUGAUUGAAGAGCCACCCGCCGAAGCACCUGUCUCGGAAGACGUCCCUGUAGACUCGUCUGCUCCUGAUUCAGCCUCUGAUGAGACAGCGGCUGACGAAGCUGCGACUGAGGAGGCUAUCGCCGUUGAAGACCCUGCCGCUCCGGAGGUAGUUGUUGCUUCCGAAAACCAUUCUGCGGAGACAAUACCGGCGACGGCUGCUGAGGACAAUCUUUCUCAGGAACCUCCUGAGGAUGAUGUCUCUGAGGAUGCUGUGCCGGCUGAGACAAUGGAGCAAGAAGAAGACGAACCUAUGGCAAAUUUGGCCAAACAAACGGAGGAGGAUUUGGAGGCUGCACCUGAUGCAGUGCCAGAAGAUUCCGUGCCCGCAGAGACCGCUACAGACGAGGUCGCUUGCGAAGAACCAACGACAAGUGCGGCCGCUCCAGAAGACCCGAUGGCAUUGUCCGAGCCUAUUUCUGAAGAACUGCCAACUGAGAGUCAGGCUCUGGAGAACACUGCCAUAGAUUCUGAACCUGCCGACUUCGUCGCCGAGUCUGUACUUGAAGGGUCUUCAGAGGUUGUUUCGGCCGCCCCUGAGGAGGCUAGUUCCGAAAAUCUUUCCACGGUCGAUGAGACAGCUCCUAAAAGCGCUAUACAGACAGAGCCAACAGGCGAAGAGGUUGCAAAGGAGGCCGAUCUCGAAGAACCAGCGCCAGCGGAAACCGUAGCCGAGAUACUUUCAGAGAAAGCGCAGCCAGAAGAGCCUGCCAAAGAACUUUCGGCCGAAGGUGAAUCGCCUCUUGAAGAGUUACCAGUAACACAGCCUGUCAACCCGGAAGCAACGUCAGAGGAAACCACCGUACAUCCUGACACUGGUUCCAAUGACAAUGACACACUCGCUUUAGGAGCGACCGCCACCGGUGUUGCUGUUCUGGGGGGACUAGUUGCCGCCGACAUUGCCAACGACUCGGUUGACGAUGAAACUGCCAACGGUGCCCCCCGGUUUAGUGCCGCAGAUGUUAUCUCGCGACGAAGCUCAUCGGAUAAGUUGACGCAGACUCUUGAGAUCGCUCUAACUCCUACAAGAGCCGCCACGGAUGGCCAGAAAGACUUGGAUGUGGAUUCAAACUUCAGCCCCGUACAGAGAGAAGGCUUCUCGGACUCUGGAACGCAAACAGACAGCUCAGUCUGGGGCCUUCGGCCGUCCACGCCCGCCGUGGUUCUUCCCGAGCUUUCCAUGUCGCCAGCGGCCAAGCAAAGAGCAAAGGUUCUGAGACGUCAGCGCAGGAUGGCCAUCAAGCAAGCCGAAGAGCUCGUGGCGACUGCUGUGAUCUUCUAUGCCACGGCGGAGGCUCUCCGCUCAAAGACAGGCCCUUUACCGGAGAACAGCGCCCAGAUCAUCAAGGCCAUGCCUAGCUGGGAACAACCAGUCCAGAUCAAACGGAAAAGGACCUUAUUCUCGAGGGUUCUCCCCGGCCUUCUUUCCAGACGCAGGAAAAACAAGGAUGCAGAGGCUCGCGAAAAACACAGGCGACGCCGCCACUCUUCCACUCACCACUCUUCAUCGUACUCCAGUCGCAGCCGAGGCGAGGACGAAAGCAGGGACGGUAGCAGACGGCACUCGCAGCACUCACACCAGUCUAGCCGACGACACCGCACGGAUAGCGAACGAUCUCUCCGAUCCGGCGACUCUGCCCCUCGUACCCCAACAGGACCACCAAAGCGACGAGACAGCGGGUUUUCUGAAAGCCCACAAACUGUGUCUCAGCGAAAGCAUCGCAGCGAGCGUAGCGAUCGCAGCGAGAGAACUGAGAGGAGCGAGCGUAGCAGUCGUACCGAGCGCACGCCUGAAGAGCAAGCUGCCCACGAUCGCCGCAAGGAAGAGCGCAGGCUUGCGCGGGAGAAGGACAAGGAGCGCGAACGUGAAGCUGCCGAACGGGAUCGAGACCGUGAACGGGACCGCGACCGCCAAAGGCGCCGUGAUAGGGAGCGCCAGCGUGAACUAGACCAUGAAGCCGAGGAAAUGGAGCGAUCGCGUCGCAAGGGCAAGGAGCCUGAAGUCAUUACCAAGCCGGAUGAGACCGGAGACCGCGGCCAUCGCCGCUCACGCCGGCACAGUACCGCAGAGCACCAUCGUCCGGAGCGUACCCUCAGCAAGAGAGAGCCCAGAGACCCAUCACCGGAAAAGUCCAAGAAAUUCUUCAGCGUCAGGAAUCCAGAAGGUACGGUUGAAGCUAAAACUCUUCCCCGGGACCCUCCUCCUCCCCCAGCAGCCAAGGACGACAUACCGACGGAUGACGAUGCAGGUCAACAACAAGAAGCAGCUGGUUCUCGUGGCAUUCUCAAGCGAUCCAGCACAACGCGCGAUAAGCACAGCCAUAGACACAGCCAUACCCGUCGGUCCGAGGACGUGGGAAGGUCUAGCAAGUUGCAAAAGGCACGCGAGCAAGUUGCCGAAGAAGCAUCGCGCCAGGCGACCGAGAAGCCCAGAUCGAAGCAUUCGGACGAUUCCCGGAGACGCGCGCGCGAAGAGGAGAGAAGAAGGACAAGAGACGUCGAGAAGGAUAGGGAGAGGGAGAGGGAGAAGGAGAAGGAUAAGUCGAGCGGGAUCAAGGGCAUGUUCAAGCGGCUGUUCAACUGAAUGUGCGUGUAAUGUGUUUAUGACGAUGAUUGUACGCGGAUUGUAAUGUGUUAUGAAAACGGGAUAGAUUGUUUUAUUUUGGAUUUAUGGUUUGGGUUAGGAGUUCGAUCGGUGGGAAUGGUUCCAGGAUUGUCAACGGUGGCUCAUCGUCUCCUGUGGCCAUUUGCUGCAUGAUUAAUGUGUUAAGAGUCUGAACACGCAAUGCUCAAUGAGAUUUACGAUCCAACUUCAC
Colletotrichum destructivum is the source of this 10615-nucleotide messenger RNA. RefSeq lists its product as uncharacterized. The transcript is spliced from 4 exons. The record is from RefSeq and is a predicted model, not a curated record. The coding region runs from base 550 to 10383 and encodes 3277 amino acids. NCBI's taxonomy places the organism in Eukaryota, Fungi, Ascomycota, Sordariomycetes, Glomerellales, Glomerellaceae.